Messenger RNA from Aspergillus tanneri, 693 nucleotides. RefSeq lists its product as uncharacterized. The record is from RefSeq and is a predicted model, not a curated record. The transcript has a single exon. Bases 1 to 693 code for a protein of 230 amino acids. NCBI's taxonomy places the organism in Eukaryota, Fungi, Ascomycota, Eurotiomycetes, Eurotiales, Aspergillaceae. Gene Ontology annotation, molecular function: zinc ion binding.
AUGGAGAAUCGAGACGACCAUAUAGCAUUACCUUCCUUUCCAUCCUUUAUCGAGCGCUUGAUCUCACAACUUUCGCAAUAUGCUGGCGCCACUGAUGGCCAAACGCAGACAUCCUCGGCCGGUCCUCUCCUGCCAGAAUUGAAGCCACUAAUGCUAACACUACAUUGCUUCUUCCCCAACGAGCUACUUCUCGCUCUCGAUAUAUUGGAUCGAGGUCUAGUAAGACGGAUCGCAACACAACUGCCGACUCAGGAAGAUCUAGAUCCGUCAACGGACCCACCAAACAUCAGUACCUUUUUCGUCAUCUCUGCCUCCACAGCUCCGCCAGCAUCGACAAGAGCAGUAGAAACCAAGGGCUACGAAGUCCGGCUGCAGGCGUGGAAUUGCACGUGUCCAGCGCUCACGAUCGCCACCUUUCGCAACUCCCAUUCUUCCCAGAGUGGUGAUGGUGAUGGGGGUGGCGCCGGCUAUGAUGUUGUGCUCGGAGAGGGCAGUCCCUCCUACUACCCUUUUGGUGGCGCGUUGACCUGGGAAUCAUCGACCAGGAUGUCACCACCAGUCUGUAAACAUCUCCUUGCGUGUUUAUUGAUGGUGCGCUGUCCUGGUGUUUUUGCAGCUGCUUCUAAAGCGGCUAGUUUAAUCUCUGUCAGUGCAGAGGAACUGGCUGGUUGGUGUGCUGGCUGGCGCGGAUGA